AUGGAUAAUCACCAAAAGAGGAAUCUAACUUUUCUCACCAUUGGACUGAUUUUUGUGCUGAGCGGUGUUGAGUACGGUAAGUUUCUAAUGACAGUUUUAUGGACCUGAAGACAUGAUAUAAUGGCCUCAUUAGAGCAGAAUCUUCCUGAGCACACAUCACAGAAGAGGCGACCUCUAGUUUAAUUGAAAUCUGUUUUGCUGUUGUUAAACGAGCCUUAUCAGUUACGCAUCUUCCUCCCUUUCCUCCUCACUCAUCCUCCCUCUACUCGCUCUGCUGCGCUCAGCUGUCAUCCUGCCGACGAUAUGGAGGUAUCUACAGAUCCUGGAAGCCCCGCCGUACUUCUUGGGUCUGGGUCUGUCAGCCUUCAGUCUGAGUGGGCUGCUCACAGGCCCACUGUUUGGGUUCUGGUCAGACCGGAGCCAAAAUAUAAAGUUCAUCAUCCUUUUCUCUAAUCUUUUUGAGAUCGCUGGUGAGUUAUGUGAGCACAAGACAAAUCACAUGAUGGAGAAAGUCAAAUUCUGCAUAAACAACUGUUGUAUUAAACUCAAACUGUUGUUCAUAUUUAGGCAAAAAAAUCCUUAAAUCCUUUUCUCUUCACAGGAAAAUCUGUGUCAUUGAAUUGAAAAUAUCUCAAAAAGAAUUUUAAUUUCUUCUUACUCGCUAAAUUUUGGAUGUGCUUCAACUGAAGUAGUCGUUUAUUCUAAAAUUACUCAUUAAAAGAGGUGAGAAACAUCUUGAAAGUCAACAUAAACAUUGAUUUUAAGUGACAAGUCUUCACUUUGAGCAUCUUAUUAGUCUUCAGGGUAAUUUUGUGACCUCUUUAGGGUGUUUUUAUCUUUAGGUUUGUAACCAGAACCAGACAUUUGGCUAACUACACAAAAUGAUUUAAUAGCGGUGUAUUAAGUUGAGGCAAUAACUGACCAUUUCCAGUCAUGCUACAUACUAUCUAAAGAUAGAGAGAGGUUCAGCUCUCUGUGAGAAACUGUUUAAACAAAUGGUUCAACAAUUUCAGGAUAACAGUGAGUAAAAUGUCAAAAAGUAAGUGGAUAUGAUCAAAUACAGCGCAUUUGAUCAUUCUUACAAAGUUUCUGACUUCCAACAGUGAAAAGUGUCAUUUAUUGUGAAUAUCUAGUGUAGAAAAUGUAAAAACAGGACUGAUUGUUGAGCUGCUGACACCUACCCCGCUUGAACAAGUUUAAAGUAGUUAAAAUUACAAUUUUAAAAUGUCCAUCUUGUCGCUGAUGGUCUUGUUUUUUUAGACAGCAUAAAAAGGCAUCAGUAUGAAUUUCAGUCUGUUUCACAAACCUCAAAAAAACUCCUAACAGAAGCUUCAAGAGGUAACCCUAACAUACAGCUAACUACAGAGACAAUGCUAACUUGAGAUGUUGACCACCCUAAUUUAGCAUUUUACAGGCCUAAUGUUAACUUAGUGAUAAAACACUGAACAGAAGGGCCGGUGAAGAAGUUUGUGAGGUCUUUAUUUAUUGUAAGAAGAAUAUUUAAUACUUUUGGAGUUCAGGAUUUUCACAAGUUUGUGUUUACCUCCUACAGUUUGACAAUGUGUCUAUUUUAGAGAUCUCUUCAAACAAGUCUGUUGCUGCAAGGUCAGAUACGACACAACAGGAUAGCUGUUGUUUCCACUGCUAACUCCAGCUGUUACCAUAACAACAUAUAGGCUACCGCUAGUGCUCAACUUGUAAUAUUUCUCUGACUAUUAUAACUGCUACGACUUAGGCUACAGUAGCUAAAGCUAAAUUUCAGCAGCUAAUAUGUUGAUGCUAACAAGAUGCUAAUAAGAAGUAGAUACAACAUUUACUCAACCGUUUUUUUACCAUCUUAGUCUCGCUGGUAAGAAUGAUAAUACCUGUGAUUGAAAGAACAGAUGAUUUUAAUUUCCAUCUCUUUGCUUUAUUGCUUUAUAUUUAGAUAUUUUAGCUGAACUGAUGCAGAUCUAUCAAAUAUUGUGGAUUGUCUUUGUUCAGUUAUGAUUAUCACUUUUAUCCAUCCUCAGGUAACUUCAUGUAUUUUAUUGGGUAUUCGAAGUGGCUGUUGUUAUGCAGUCGGCUUAUAGCAGGUGAGACAAACACACAAACUCUCACACAUGUCAUGAAUAAGACACAGUUUGCUGUUUAUGUAUGAGUCUGCGAGUGCUGUUUGAAGGUGUAACAGAAAGCUGCUCCUCUCCUCUCAGGUGUCGGUGCAGGCGCAGGCUCCUCUAUCUUUGGUUUCCUAACUAGGAGCACUCGGCCAGAGGAGCGGGCCGGUAUCUUUGCAGCCAUCAUGGCCUGUCGACAAGCUGGCCUCCUUGUCGGUCAGUUUCUCUCCCUUCAUCUUACCUCAUAGGGUGAGGUGUCAUCUCACCUCUCUGCACCUCCUCUAUCCUGUCAGAAAUAUCUGAGACAAGGACAGAUUUGGUGAUGUUAUCUUUGAAGUUCUGCUUUAACUCUGAGAAAGAGGCAUUCAAUAAAAACCUCUGAGGUGGAGGCUACUGUCUCCACACAUCCUCUUUUUAUUCCUUCUCCUCUUUAAAGCGUUUCCUCUUCUCUGUCUCUCCAGGGCCGGCGUUCAACCUGUUCCUGCGGCUGUGUGAUUUCAAACUGGGGCCCUUUGUUGUGAACAAAUACACGUCUCCUGGGGUAACAGCUUCCACAUAAUCAGUAAUCUAAGGUUCUCCGAAAGCCUUGUGAAUACAGAAACAAUCCCCAGGAAAAAGUUGCUCUAUAUUCUGCACUACUCCUUUCUCUUGCAUGUAUUUUUUUCUUUGUUCUGCUCAGAGGUAGAAGAAUACAAAAUGCCUGCAGCGAUACUCAGGCCGGUAACAACCUAGAUCGAUCUAUUUCCGUCUCAUGAGUCUUUGAAUAAAACACCUGUAGAACAGAUGAGGCUUAAAUGAGAAAGAACAAAGCCCCACACGCCUACUUCCAAUUUUUCUAUAUAAUUCGGCACAGCAUGUCUCUUUAUUUCACUCUGUGACUCUGCCAGAUUACUUUAUCUUUUAACUCUCUCAUCCUUAUAAUAAAUUCUUUAUCUCCUGAGAGUUUGCCUCGUUUGAAAAGAAAGAGAAUUAUUUAUGUUCAUAUACUAUAAAUACACAUGUAUAUACAAACAUACAUACUGUAUAUGUACAUUUCUGUCUUUGUCAGAUCUUCAUGUGCCUGCUGUGGGGGCUUCUCCAGUUUGUUGUCCUGGCAAUGUAUUGGGAUGUACCACCUGUCAUCUCAGAGGGUGGUGUUGUGUUAGUGGAGAUGAAACAAGAGGAAGGUGAUAAUGAAGAGGAGGCACCGCUGAUGGGGUCUGAUGAGGAGCCAGCACACACCUAUAGUGCUGUCAACUCUGAUGAGUUGGAGACUUCCACAGUGUCUGAGAUGCAGUCCUUCCAGGGUGCUUCAGCAGGUUCAGACCCCUUUAAGAACUUCAGUGCAAGCAGAGGUGAGUCAGAAAUACUGUAGUGAGCGCUGACAACCAGCUUCCCUUCUGCUCUGUUUGUAGGGUUCAGGGAAAAAGAGGCGUCACGGCCAAUACAUAUGUUUCCUACCUGCUAUAUCUAUUGAUUAUUUCAUGCUUGCACUUAUAUUUGCACAACUCACACAGUCACACACAACUGCUUACCUGCACAUGCACUGACACUCACCUACAUAUUUUAACAUGCACACAUACUUAUAUUGACAUGCAUGCAUCUUUAUCUUUAUAGAAGCUCACUUAUCCUUGCACACGCUUACUUUUUCAAUUCUACACAUUCAUGCGACAACCAUCCGUUUUUGCACACAAUUAUUCAUACACCCACACUUUCACCUGCAUAUACACACCUUUUAUUGCUCUAACACUCUUCCCUGCAUAAACACUGUUACUUGCACACAUACUUAUUACUGCACAUGCACUUUGCCCACUUCAGCCUUCAUACACACUUUUACAAGUGCAGACACUUUUGUUUGCACACAAUUUCAAUGCUCAAGGUCCCUCUGAGGAUUUCCAUGCAGUGUGUCAGAUCAGGUUCUCUCUGCAUUGAUUGCAUUUGUGUGUGUGUGUGUGGUUCUGCUGAACGUCCGCAUGUAAGUAUAUAUAUGUGAUGUCAGGUGUCUUAUUGGAUUAUGUUUACAUAGGAUGCAGACAGUGAUUGUGUGCCAUUAUUGAUUAGCUUCUCUGUACUUUGUUGCUCUGUGUGUUCGUGUUUUGAGAGUGUGUGUCAAUCCUCGGCAUCGAUUCUCUCACUCUUUGAAGAUGUGGCAAAAAGGGGAUGGAUGGCAGACUUCCUUUUUUAUUGACUGACUUGCUGUGGUUGACUCAUGGAUGAAAUGGAGACAGACUUGAUGAUGUGGCCAACAUUCCUCUUAUUGAUUCCUUUUUGUUGUGGAGAAAAUCUGCAGGAGGAGAAACUCUGGAGUCAAACCGUAGGAUGUCUGCAGCAGAACCUUUGUGCCGUUACACUGAACUCUUGAAUUAUUGAUCACCCUUGACUUUUUCUGUGUGAAUGAGGAGUCUUAAACACUCAGACAUAUCUUUCGCCAAGUUUUUUCAUUUCUAGCUGGGUAAGUGCAUCGCAAACAGAAGAAGAGGAUUUCUUGUGCGUUCUUGGUCAUUGAGGACAGACAUUUAGCAUGAAAUCACAGCAUGCAAACCAGCCAACAGCCAGUUAACUCCGAUUAACUUUAGAAGAUCCUUUCGGUUUCCAUAGAAAAAAAAAACCUGUUCAGAAGCUCCAUCAAGUCUCCAACAAUUACUCUGAGGAUGCUCUCAAAGUCAUCUUGGCUUAAAUGUAAGUUUUAGAUUCUGAUAUGUGACGGAACGCAUGAAUCACAAAUUCUGGAUCGGCAGAUGGUUGAGAACCUGGCAGGGUGUGUCUAAGUGAUAAAAGAUGCUUUUAUGGGGCUUGACUUGCAUUCGUGAGCAAAAUUCUGUCACUUCUGUAAAGUUUUUAAAGAUUUUUCCCUUGUCAGUGUCCCAUCAGAGCAGACAUGCAAAGACACGUCAACUUUGCAGAUAUGUGAUCUUGAAUGACAGUUUUUAAACCCCCUUCAACUCACCAAACAAACACCCUGGUUUAAAUUUGUCCAUACUAUAAAUACAAAACUGUACUGGCUAUGCAGUAGUUGAAGAAAAUUAAUUCAUAUAAAUAACAGAACAGAAAGAACUGGACCAUAGUAGAUCACGCUCUGUAAUAUCAAACCAUUCCUUCAGCCAUCUGGCACCUCCUUCCAAAUUUAGCUGCAGGCCCGGCUCAUUUUCUCCUCCUCUCCAAGUCCAUAAGGGAGUUUUUGUUCCAGGAAAAGCUGGUAUCAAAAUUUAGAAUUUCUCCUAUUUUUUCUUGUUAUCAUGUUUUGGACAUGACAAACAGGAAACACUGAUAUCUCGCUUAUCUGCGGCAAAAGUCAGUGUGUUGGACUCGGGGAUCAACCAGCCAGGAUGGUCACGCCAGCCUCUUCCAAUCUUAAGAUUACCACUUUUAGAUUUCAAGGUGUCCUUCCUCCUCAAACUUCUUUAUCUUAACCUGACUCACCGGUUGAAACUUCAGAUUUUAAGCUACUGCUUGAGCUUGUUUUAUGAUUCUCUCCCCUUCUUCAGUAUAUUUUUCUCUCCUUCUUUGUGUCUGUCUGUCUCUCCCUGCACAGAGUUCCUGCGAGAGGAGGUGGUUGUUCUGCUCACGGCUCAGUUCAUCACUCUCUUCAAUCAGACGGCGCUGGAGGUGAGAGCAGCUACCGUAGAGAUCCAUCAGCUGGAGUUUCCAAGCAUUUCACACAAUGUCACAGUAUUUUACCCCUAGCUUCAUUCAGCAGGCAUCUGUCUGAGCCGUACCUGAAAACCUUAUUCUGUAACGCUAAGUAGUAAUUACAAUAUGCUUGAACAACUAAUGGAUCAAGUGAACAUAAUCUAUCCGUUUGUCCCUGACGUGAAAAUAAGAGGCUGUCUUUCUUCUUAUUAAACAUGAGCUACACAGUCCUGACCUGGAUUUGGUAAUCAUCUCAGUUUCAAAACAGAACCAAUCUUUUGAUCUGGACUCAUUGAUGGACUUAAAAGCCGCUACUUUCAGCUCUAAUAAAAAUCUCCAUCUUCUCUAGCUGACCAUCUUUGCUCAAAUCUUUUUCACAAAAUUCCCCCAGACGAUGGUGACUCCUAUGACGCAACGCUAUUUUGGCUUUGGCGAGCUGGGCAACAGCCUGAUGUACAGCCUGUGCGGGGUAGAGGUCAUCCUGGGUUUCUUCUUCGUGCGCUGGCUCAGUGGGAAGGUGGCGGACCGCACCGUGCUGGCUAUCGGCCUGGUCAUCUGCUGUACCGCCUGUAUCUGGUGCCUCGUCUUCCUCUGCAACCCCCGAGGUGCUAACCUGUCCGGAAAAACAUGCAAAUACACUCCCGCAGACAUACACACACACUCACUCAAAAUGCCUCAUCUUACGCUGCCAAAUCCUUCUCUGUGGUGGUGUGUAAACGUAGGGCAGCCAUAUUGGGUUACACACAGGCUGAAUGCUCUGUAAAUGAUAUCACUCAGGCCAGCAGGAGAUCGUACAGGCACACUGGAUCCUGUAUGUUCAUGUUGGCCUGCGUCUGUUGCAGCUUGUCGCGUUUAUCGCUCUGAUUACAAGUGACAGGUGCUAGAGCAGGGGGGAGCCGGGUACAUAUAACAGGAUUACAGUAAUCUAAUUAGAGAAAAAUGCUUUUUGUUCAAGCAUAUCCUGCAUUUGUUUGCUAUUUGUUACAGUCAUAGUCUGAACAAACACACAAAGGGAGGCUGAUACCUGUGGAAAGAAAUGUUUUCCAAUAAGAAAUCUUUUAUUGCUAAUGUUGCGUUUUGAUUUUAGGAUUACAGACUCGCAGCUUUCAAAAAACAUCCAACAGUCUGAGUGGGCCCACAUUCACACAAACGUGUGCGUGAUGCAAAGCAGCAGAGAACAAAAAUCUGGUGUCUGCCAGUUUGGCAGUGGUUUGAGUUUCAGAUAGAGCUAUCUCUGGUGCUGCCAAACCAUUUGUGGAGGGAUCUUAAAAACUGACAGAAGAAGAGAUGGAUGAGUAAAGUAGGAUCUGUUGCUCACUUUGAAUCAUUAUCACUACAUAUUAGAAUAAAAAAGCAACAUUUUAUAUCAGCUAUAACAGAUCCUACAAUUUAUGGCUACUAUUAAGUGUAUGGGAGACUUUCUAAUUUAUUAUAGGCUCUUAAUCUGAUUGUUUAAUGAUAUGUAUCACAAAUUGUAAUUUUGUGCCCAACAACUGUAAUUUAGCCUCCUGGGAUAUAAUUUUUCCUCCUCUGCCAGGUGGUUACGGAUGGGAGCUGUCGGCCUUCAUCAUCGGGGUGUUUCUGCAGCUGCUGGGUCUUCCCUUCGUCGCCGUGUCUCAGGUGUCUCUCUUCUCCAAAGUGACUGCAGAGAAAACACAAGGUUGGCUCAUUUUACUCGGGCUCUGUUUGCACGGCUCAACAUAUUCAAACAACAGAUUGCUGCUCAGCAUAUGUGAAGCAAAUAAACAGUUUCAGCAUGCGGUGUUUCUGAGCCAUACUUUAGAGUUUGUAGAAGGAACAGUAACCUUUAGUUUUUUUUUCUGUUCUUCACCGAAAGGAUUCAGCCAAGGUGUUAGACGCUCAGUGGGGGGCCUUGCCACCAUCUUGGGCCCUUUGUGGGCAGGAGGUUUGACCAAUAAUUUGUACAUAAUGCUGGGCAUGAUGCUAGCUCUCCUCCUGAUGAUAUCAGUAAGUACAACACAGCUAAUUAAAUAUCUGAUUUCAUUAUUUUUACCUCUUUUGUGUCCAUGGAUUUUGAAUGUAAAAAGGGUCAGCAGUCAGUCAGCCUAGCAUAAAGAGCAGAUAUAGAGAGUAACCAGAUUUUCUUUACAAGAAGACGACUAAACAAAAAACAAAAUCUUGCUAGCUGACUGUGGAUAUGUUAGGGGAUUGAUACCAUGCUCAUGUUUAUUCACAACACCUUACACUACCGUUAGCUGCUGGUUAGCUUAGAAAAUACAGGAAACAAGGUAAAUCCAGCUCUACCCGAAUGAUACACUAGUCCCUCACAAGUAAUUUUUUACGCCCUGUUAUUUCUAUCUGUUUUCAUAUUAUGCACAUCCCUCUUUGCUGUGGUGCCAUGGCUUAAGGGAUGUUCCUGUGUAAAAUUAUAGGGUCAAACCCACUGUAACAUCAAGUUAGACAACCGAGAGAGUUGAAUGUCGAGAGAUAAAUGGCCGCUUGCUUCUCUAGUUAUACCAACUUUAGUAAUGAUGGCAUGAUAGCCAUACACAGCGGGACUCAGAACAGCACCUAACUUCAUCAACAGUACAUAUAGAGUCCCAGCCAUUGCACCAGCCACCAAACAUUUUUUUUAACUUUGCCUAAUUUCUUUAGCAAAGAGACUGAACACAACUCACCUACUCUCUCCCAGCAGCCGCUUGUUUGUAGCGAGACCUCGGGCCAGUCCAUCAUUGACUGCAGUGGGGUGACGCAGCUCAAGGAAGAACAUUUAUGAUCAUUUCUUUAUCAUUUCCAUGAAGCAAUAAUCAUCAUAUUAAUAGUUUUGCACUGCAGACGCAGUAGUUACUCUGCCUUAGUAUCUUGGUCUGAUUACAUUUCCAUGAAGAAAUGAUCAUAAAUGUUCUUCCUUGAGCUGCGUCACCCCACUGCAGUCAAUGAUGGACUGGCCUGAGGUCUCGCUGCAAACAAGCGGCUGCUGGAAGAGAGUAGGUGAGUUGUGUUUAGUCUCUUUACUAAAGAAAUUGGGCAAAGUUAAAAAGAUGUUUGAUGGCUAGUGCUGUGUCUAGGACCCUAUAUGUACUGUUGAUGAAGUUAGGUGCUGUUCUGAGCAUUAUUUGUGGCUAUAGAGUGGCUUUUUGGUUGAUGUUUGAGUGUGGCUCCUGAGACCGCUGUGUAUUGCUAUCCUGCAGUCGUUACUGAAGUUGGUAUAACUAGAGAAGCAAGCGGUCAGCAACAUUUACCUCUCGAGGGAGUGUUUAACUCAGUGUUAUAUUGUGUUUGACCCUAAACUAAUUUUACACCGGAAAAUCCCUUUAAUUCAGUCCCUCACCUUAAUUGGUAACACAUCAAAAUGUAACUUAAUUUUAAUCCAUACAGAGGACUUAGCAAAAACACAAGUUUUGUAUUCAGAAGGAACUUAUUUAGCCACUGCUUGGCUAAAACUCUGCUAGCUAUAGCUUCUUAUUAGGUUUUAGCCCCCUCACACCUGUACAGCUCACUUAUUCCGAAGCUCAGCUGCUUCCAGUAAGCUAAGCGAAUUAAGCUAACCUGCUGAUGAGUGUAAGUUUGUAUUAGCUGCUCAGAAAUAUGAGUGGUAUAAAUCUUCUGCCAAGAGUGGGAUAAAUCUUCUUAUCUAACUCUUGGCAGGGAGGCUAUUGAGAUGAUUGCCCAAAAUGUUAUACUACCACUGCUUCAAUUUCAAACUCUCCGGGAAAAGGAUUUGACAUACAUAGUUAAUGCUUCUUCUUCCCAGAGCUUCGUCUUCCCCCUUUAUCUCUGUGUGUACCUUCCUCAUUAGAAACUAGUCAAAGCUGUGGUACAAGACCCAGCUGGAGACUUUUUUUACACAUACUCAAACUGAAAAAACAGUAGAAAUCCUUACUUCAGCAGAUCUUAGCUUUUAUACAUCUCGGUCCUGUAUAUUCUCUUAAGACAUAUCACCAUGUAUAUUUUCUCAGGUUAUGACAGCUCUGUCCUACGAGCGGCUGACUGAGCCGAGGGCUGUGCAGAGCGCCCACAGCUGUGACAGCGGAGGGUAGAGCUUCAGUCUGUCUGAGGAGCCGUCGCACAGGCUCCAGAUGAACAGAGGGGACCGGCCUGCACUUCUAAAAGAAUCAGUACAAGUUUACAGCACAGGAAACUGUUUGAAAGUGGAAUAAAAAAAUGAUCAAACACACACUGUACCUCAGAACCUGCCUCAGAGGUGAGCACACUUCACAGGUAAAAUACUGUACCUUGUCAGAUUUCAUUAGAAUCCAUAUCACCAUCUCACUAUUAAUUAUAAUUCACACAAGGGGGCACCAUUGCUCUCGUAUUGAAUAUUCAGAGGUGUAAUUGAAGAUGAAAGCCAUUAUUUUUAAACAGGUCUAUUUAUAUUCCCAGGUGUUGAUGAAGAGAUGAAAGAGCAGGUUUUUCCAUGUGACCCGUGUAUCAAAUUUUCAUUUCUUGUCCUGAUUCUUUCUUCUUCUUCUACUUCCACUAAACAAAACUAAGUCUGUCGCUGACAAUGAAGUAGUUGACACAAUGAGUGCAGAAGUAGAGUUGUCAACAUCUGAGCAGCUGCGUGUCAGUGUGGCUGACAGAAGACGGGGGUCAAAGAGAGGGGAGCCAAACAGAUUUCAUGAUAUUUAUUUGUAGUGUUGGA
Molecule: messenger RNA, 10311 nt
Organism: Xyrichtys novacula (pearly razorfish)
Lineage: Eukaryota; Metazoa; Chordata; Actinopteri; Labriformes; Labridae
Source: the annotation of a GenBank genome assembly